CUGACGCGCUACGUCAGGACGAGUGAAGAUGGCGGACGUGUUGAGUAUUCUCCGUCUGUAUAACAUCCAGAAAAAAGAAAUCGUCGCUGAAGGAGAUGAAGUUAUAUUUGGAGAGUUCUCCUGGUCGAAGAAUGUGAAGACCAACUACAUAAUCCGGUGUACUGGCAAAGAAGGGCAACCCAAAGAGUACUAUACUUUGGACUCUGUCUUGUUUUUUCUCAACAAUGUGCAUCUUCCGCAUCCAUGCUACGUGCGAAAAGCUGCAACCGAGAACAUCCCGGCUGUCAGACGACUCGAUCGAAAAGGCUUACUGUCGUAUCUCAAUGGGGAGAGUUCUCCAUUGACAAGUAUCGACAGAAGUGCCCCUAUAGAAAUAGGUUUGCAAAGGCCAACACAAGUGAAAAGGGCAGCGGAUGAGGUAUCUUCUGGAGCCAAAAAACCCAGGAUUGAGGAUGAGGAACGAGACAAGACACGUCUGGACAAGGAGCGACUGGCUGCCCGCCUGGAGGGUCACAAAGAGGGCAUCGUGCAGACUGACCAGAUCAGGUCACUGUCUGAGGCCAUGUCGGUGGAGAAAAUCGCAGCCAUUAAAGCAAAGAUUAUGGCGAAAAAACAAUCCACCAUCAAAACGGAUCUGGAUGAUGACAUAACCCUGAAGCAGAGAAGCUUCGUGGACGCUGAGGUGGAUGUCACUAGAGAUAUCGUCAGCAGAGAGAGAGUUUGGAGGACCAGGACAACCAUCCUCCAGAGCACUGGGAAGGAUGAGGAACGAGAGCGAUUGGCUUCCCACCUGGAGCGCCACAAAGAGGGCAUCGUGCCGACCGACCCGAUCAGCGAUAAUGGACUUGUCCCGGCUGUGAACACAUAAUGGACUUUCUGUAUGAGGCAAUUAUCUUUCCAGAGUUCAUUUUGACGGGCACAAAUGAAGCAAACAGGAUUAGAUUCCUUUUCUGUCAAUGCUGAUGUUUCGGUGAUCUCUUAAGAGACAAUACAUUUUCUGUGAAUAUGGCUGUUACUGAAAAAUUGUCCCCAGCUCCCUUUUGAAAUGUUGUUUUCAUCUUAAUAAGGAAGGUGUAACAUUUGGAGCCCAAACUGGCAUCCAUCAGUAAUAAAACAUUUUGAAGAGACAAUUUUUAAGUAAACAAGAGCAGGCCUACAUAUGCUUUUUGCAAAAUCAAAGACCAAAAGGAAAUAAGCAUUGAUUGUGCGUAUUUCUUUUUGGCUUUGACCUUGAAGCUUUGAGUGUCAUUCGUAACCUAUCCCUUGAUCUGAUCUAGUUAAGUAAUUGCUCUGUCUCUUAUUCGUGACGUUAGCGCACAAAAGAAUGUUUCACGGUCUACUAGUUUGUCUCACUCGGCAUGUAGAGUCCCCUAAAACAGCACUAACCCAAAUAAUGUUUGUCAUUUACUAUUCCGAUUUACGUAUUUAAAUCCUGUAACUUACAAGUCAAUUGACAACGUUCUCAGCUGGGUGGACAACACUGGAAAUGCUUUCUACAUUUAUAUUCCGAUAAUUUUGAAAGAGUUUAAAAUUGAUGGUUCUUAGUGAGACGGCAUGCAUUGUACACUAACUUCUGCCCUAAUAUAGCGAUAUGUUGGCAGAUUUAAUAAGAGGAAUAACGUAAGCGUCCAUGUUUGAGGCUUAGUGAAAACAUAUGUUUACUUUAUGAGGACUUGCAGUGGUUCCUUGUAUGAUUUUAGAAGGUUGUAUGUAACAUUUUGAAUUUGAAAACCUGUCCCUGGGACUUAUGUAGCAUUGUUAUAACUUAUGAACAUAUGUAGUGUGAAAUACGGGAAGUGAAACAAAGCACCUUAAGUCAAAUAACUAAUGUAUUCUAUUGACUGCGAAAAGUAGUUUAAGUUACUUAAACUGAAAAUGUUUCUUAUAGUAAUAUUCAUGUCACAACUCUUGCCUUUUUGGCCUUUAGGAACCCUUUUUGUUAUUUACAUUUUAUUUUCCCCAUUGACAGUUUUAUUUUUUUAACUGAGUUGUCUGUUUGCACUUUGUCGACUGUAUCCUAUAAAAGAAUAUCAUUGUUGCUCUUAAA
This is a messenger RNA of Gasterosteus aculeatus aculeatus (three-spined stickleback), 2047 nucleotides long. Its product is annotated as parafibromin. Gene Ontology annotation, biological process: transcription elongation by RNA polymerase II; positive regulation of transcription elongation by RNA polymerase II. Gene Ontology annotation, cellular component: Cdc73/Paf1 complex. Gene Ontology annotation, molecular function: RNA polymerase II complex binding. NCBI's taxonomy places the organism in Eukaryota, Metazoa, Chordata, Actinopteri, Perciformes, Gasterosteidae. The record is from RefSeq and is a predicted model, not a curated record.